Ruditapes philippinarum (Manila clam) is the source of this 5027-nucleotide messenger RNA. RefSeq lists its product as uncharacterized. The coding region runs from base 120 to 1451 and encodes 443 amino acids. Gene Ontology annotation, cellular component: nucleus. The record is from RefSeq and is a predicted model, not a curated record. NCBI's taxonomy places the organism in Eukaryota, Metazoa, Mollusca, Bivalvia, Venerida, Veneridae. Gene Ontology annotation, biological process: peptidyl-arginine methylation. Gene Ontology annotation, molecular function: protein-arginine N-methyltransferase activity. The transcript has 2 exons.
UUUUCGACCAGUAACAAAAGCAAAACAUGUUUAUUGUAAAGGAUUGGGAAUAAUUGUGUUAAAUAUUUCCAACAUUAUUUUCUACAGUUUGUGCGAUACAGGCAAUAUUUGAUGAUAUCAUGGCUGAAAACAAUGUGGAUGAAACGGUACAAGAGGAGUAUUUCAGAAGCUAUGGGAAUAUUGGGGUUCAUGAAUUGAUGAUUAAAGACAAGCCAAGGACCCUGGCCUACAAACAGUUUAUGGAAGAAAAUGUUAAUCUUAUAAAGAAUAAAGUUGUGCUUGAUGUGGGUGCUGGCACGGGUAUACUGUCAUUAUUUGCCGCCAGAUCUGGGGCCAGUAAAGUAUACGCAGUUGAAGCGAGUGAUAUAGGUAUUCUGUGUGAAAACAUAGUGAAGGCUAAUAAAUAUGAACGGGUAAUAACAGUGAUUAAAAGUGUCAUGGAAACUGUAGAAUUGCCUGAAAAGGUGGACGUUAUCAUAUCAGAGUGGAUGGGAUUUUACCUGCUUCAUGAAUCAAUGUUAGAAUCUGUGCUGUAUGCGAGAGACAAAUGGUUGAAAGAAGAUGGCAUUAUGUUGCCGUCACAUGCAGCCAUUUAUGCUUGUCCGGUGAACAUGACCGAUUUCUGCAAGGAGAACAUCGACUGCUGGACUGAUGUGUAUGAUUUUGAUUUCACACCGUUAUUCGAGCAGAAAGUUGCGGCUCUUUUGCAGCAACCAACAGUGUCAAAUUUAAGUGAAAAUCAGUUAUUAUCGAAGUGUGAACUUAUGGCACGAUAUGAUAUGAAAAAAAUGGAGGUAACGGAAAUUGAAGAGAUUGAGGAGCAAAUGAGUUUUGUGAUUGAUAAGGAUUCGGAAAUGCACGGAUUUGCGUUGUGGUUUGAUGUUAGGUUCACACCAGACCUUAGUGAAGAGCAGUAUGGGUUGACUUGUAUGGAAAAAUUUAAAUCAGAAAAGGAGGAUGAGGACAAAAAGAAAACUGUUGAAGCCCUGAAUGGGUCGCACAUCUGCCAUGUUACAUUAGACACAUCUCCUUUUGUUCCGGAAACACAUUGGAAACAAACAGUGUGUUUCUUACCAGCUACAAUAUCGGUAAAAAAAUCUGAAACAAUUUAUUGUAGAAUUUCUCUAAGUCAAGAAACCUCUAACAAAAGGCAUUAUAACAUAUCUUUAGAAAUGCUCGAAGAUUUCGAGUCGAGUGGUUCCGAUCUUGAGGAAGAGGAUGAAGAUCAUCCAGUGCCGUGUAAUUGCGGCUCUGGUAGGUGUAAUCUCAUUCUCGCAAUCAUGGAGAAGUAUGACGCUGAGCAGACGGAGCUUGAAAUGGAGGCAGAGUUUACGGAUGUUGCUGCAGAGGUGCAUGCAGCACAGACUUUAGACAAUGACUCCUCAAUUUUAGAAUCUGACGUGUCCACAAAAGAUGAUUCAUGUUCCAACAGCAUGAAGGAAGAUAAAUAAAUCUGGAGUUUCAUUUUUUGUUAGUGUCAGUUUUUAUCAUUAUAUAUUAUUAUUUAUCAGCAGAAAACUUGCCUGUCUAAAACAGUUUCUAAGAUUGUGAUAUUGAAAUGGUUCAAUAUAAUUUUAUUCAUACAUGGAGUAAAUGACCUUUAACUUUUAAGAAGUGCAUUUAUUCAAUAUUGAGUUGGUGAUAGCUAUGUAAAUGAUUGCAUAGUAGAUGUAUUCAAAAAGAAUCAUUUACCUAGUUCAUGAUGAUUUAGAAGAGUAUUUAGUUAGCUCAUGACAUUCAAGAAGAACAUUUAUUAUGUUUAUCAUAUGUUUAACUUUAAGAAAAGCAUUUAUUGAGCUCAUGAUAUACAUGUAUGUACUUUAGAAGAGCAUUCAUUAAAUCCAUAGUUGUUAAGACGAGCAUUUUUUGAGCUUAUGAUAUUUAAGGAGAGCAUUUAUUAUACGAGUUCAUGAUAUUUAAGGAGGGCAUUUAUUGAGUUUGUUUAAUAACAUUAAGGAAAGCAUUUUUUGAGCUCAUGAUAUUUAAGAAGUGGAUUUAUUAAGUUCAUGACAUUUAAGAAGAGCAACAUUUAUUUAGUUCAUGAUAUUUAAGAAGAGCAUUAAUUUAUUAAGUUCAUGAUAUUUAAGAAGAUUAUUAACUUUAAGAAAAGCAUUUAUAGAGCUCAUGAUAUACAUGUACCUAAAAAGUACAUUUAUUGAAUCCAUAGUAUUUAAGAAGAGCAUUUUUUGAGCUUAUGAUAGUUAAGGAGAGCAUUUAUUAUAUGAGUUCAUGAUAUUUAAGGAGAACAUUUAUUGAGUUUGUUUUAUAUUUAGGUAAGCAUUUUUUGAGCUCAUGAUAUUUAAGAAGUGCAUUUAUUAAGUUCAUGACAUUUAAGAGGAGCAUUCAUGACAUUUAAGAAGAACAUUUAUUAAGUUCAUGAUAUUUAAGAAGAGCAUUAAUUUUAUUAAGUUCAUGAUAUUUAAGAAGAUUAUUAAUUAUAUAAGUUCAUGAUAUUUAAAGAGGGCAUGUAUUAAGUUCAUUAUGUAUUUAAGGAGAACAUUUAUUGAGCUCAUGAUAUUUAAAAAGAGCAUUUAUUGGGCAAAUGAUAUUUAAGGAGGGCAUUUAUUGAGUUCAUGAUAUUUAAGAAGAGCAUUUUUUUAGCUCAUUAAAAUACUGUUUGAAAAAGGCAUAGAAUGAAACAAAAAAAAAUUGAGCUCAUGAUAUUUAAGAACAGCAGUUCUUGAGCUUGUUUUAUAUUUAAGAAGAGCAUUUAUUGUGUCAAUGAUAUUUAAAAAGUGCAGUUAUUAAGUUCAUGAUAUUUAAAGAGAGGAUUAAUUAAGUUCAUGAUAUUUAAAAAUAGCAUUCAUUGUGUCAAUGAUAUUUAAGAAGAGCAUUUAUUGUGUCAAUGAUAUUUAAUAAGAGCAUUUAUUAAGUUCAUGAUAUUUAAGAAGAGGAUUUAUUAAGCUCAUGAUAUUUAAGAAGAGUAUUAAAUAAGUUCAUAAUGUUUAAGAAGUGCGUUCAAGAUAUUAAUAAAGAGCAUUUAUUAAGUUCAUGAUAUUUAAGAAGUGCAUUUAUUAAGUUCAUGAUAUUUAAGAAGUGCAUUUGACUGAUUACUACGUAGGAAUUCUUAUUUUAUUGCACUCUUUUCUAAGAUUUUUUCUCUUCUAUUAGAAUUAUUUUCUAAUUUUCUUCUGGAUUCAACAUGCUGCAUGGUAAUAAAUCGUAGAUUUUUGUAGGACUUGGACAUUUGCAUUCAUUUCAAAAGAGAUUAAUUUACUAAAAUUUUGUUCCAACAAUUUGAUUCAUAUAAAAAUCUGAGUGGUUAAGGCCUUCAACUUCAAACCACUUGCUAGCUACCUUCAAAGCACUUGCUCCUUUAGUCCUUACUAGGGUGGUUUCCAAUCUAGGCACGUACUUUGGAUUGUUUAAUGUGAAGAUACUGAACUGCUACAUGUAACUUACUGAACAUUGGUGGUUCUACUCAGGUGCCUGUUGGUGCCUGAAAUAAUGCACAGAAGGGCACUUGAGGUCUUCUUCCACUAGUAAAGCUGGAAAGUAGCAACAUAACCUAUAAAUACUGUGUUGGUAAGACAUGAAACCCAACCAAUCAAAGCAAAUAAUCACUUAACAUGAAUUGUGCAAAUGGGUCAAAUUUCAUAGUAUAACAACAUUUGCAACAUCCCUCCCUACAAACUCUGAAUUUAUAUUUAUUUUGAAACUCUUCAUGUUUUUACUUAUGGCACAUUACUAGUUAUUAAAGAUGUUUAUGCUAGGGGAAUAAUUAUAUGGAAAACUCUUUGCCAAAAAAUAAAGAUAAUGAUAUUAAUGAUUAUGUUUAAAGCUACAAUAAUUGAUUUCAUGAAAGAGAAACUUAUUACCAAUAACCAAUAAUAAUUAUUAGUCCCCUACCGGUUUACCGGAGGGGACUUUAGGUUUACCCUCCGUCCGUCUGUCCGUCCGUCCGUCCGUCUGUCUGUCAGUCCGUCAGUCCGUCCGUCCACCAAACUGUAUCCCGCGAUAACUUGAAAAGAACUGAAAAUAUUUUUAUGAAACUUGAUAUAUGGAUAGAUGGCAGUAUGGAGAUUAUGCACGUCUUUUUCUUUUCUUCCUAUGUUGAAAAUUCUGGUUGCUAUGGCAACAAAUAGGCUAAAUUUAUGGCAAAUUUUACACAUAAACUGGAUCCAGUGAUAACGCAAAAAGUACUGGAAAUAUUUUUAUGAAACUUAAAAUAUGGGUAGAUGGUAGUCUGGAGAUUAUGCACGUCUUUUUCUUUUCUUCCUAUAUUGAAAUUCUGGUUGCUAUGGCAACAAAUAGACUGAAAAUAUGGCAAUUUUUACACAUAAACUGGAUCCAGUGUUAACGCAAAAAGUAAUAGAAGUAUUUUUAUGAAACUUGUAAUAUGUGUAGAUGGCAGUCUGGAGAUUAUGCACAUCUUUUUCUUUGUAAAUUCUGGUUGCUAUGGCAACACAUAGACUGAAAAUAUGGCAAAUUUUACACAUAAACUGAAUCCAGUGAUAACUUAAAAAGUACUGGAAAUAUUUUUAUGAAACUUGACAUAUGGGUAGAUGGCAGUCUUGUGAUUAUGCAUCUCUUAUCUGUUCUUCUUAUUUUGAAAAAAUAUUGGUUGCCUUGGCAACAAAUAGGCUUAAAACAUGGCAAAUAUAACAAUAUUUGUGAUGAGUCAAAAAGAGCUGAAAAUUUUUAUGAAAUUGCAUCUUUAAUUCCAGAGUUAUCUCCUCUUUAAGAAUUUUGCUUUUUAAAUUGUUAUAUUUUGGUAACGGAUGUUUCAAAUAUUAAAUUUAGAGUGUCCUUCAGUCUGUCUGUCUUUUUAACAAAACUGUUUCCUGUGAUCACUUUUAAAGAAAUUUUCCAACAAAUUUACUAUAAAAACAUCAGUGAAUGGCCAAUGGCCCUUCAGAAUGUUGAUGGGGUUCCAUCCGGUAGGGGACUUAUGGAUUGCUUGCAAUACUAUGAUAAUUGCUUGUUCUACAUUGUAUUUACAAAUUUGUAAACAAUUGUUAAAGCUGGUAAAAUAGUUACUGUGAAUGGUACCUUAAUGUCAUAAAGAAUAUAUCUUUAAACCAGGA